AUGGAAAUAGAUGCCCGGUUUCGCUACUAUUUCCAGCACCCGUGGUCACGUCUCAUCGUGGCCUACCUCGUCACCUUCUUUAACUUCCUCAUCUUCGCCGAGGACCCCAUCUCUCACAGCCAGACGGAGGCCCACAUGAUCGUGGUGGGCAACUGCUUCUCCUUCCUGUUCAACAAGUACCCGGGCCGCGGAUGGAACGUCCUGAAAGUAAUAUGCUGGAUACUGGCCAUAAUCAUUGGCAUGGUAGCCGGCAAGUUUAUAUUCCACCGCCAGCUCUUUGGUCGAUACCUGCGCCUGAAAAUGUUCCGCGAGGAUCAUGGCUCCUGGAUGACCAUGUUCUUCAGCGCCAUCCUCUUCCUCUUCAUCUUCUCACACAUCUACAACCUUUUCCUGCUGAUCGCUGGGAGCAUGGAGCCUCACAUGGUGACGGACUACAUGGGCAUCAGGAAUGAGAGCUUUAUGAAGAUCGCUGCGGUGGGGACGUGGAUGGGAGACUUUGUCACCGCCUGGAUGGUGACAGAUAUGAUGCUCCAGGAUCAGCACUACCCAGACUGGGGCAAAGCAGCCAGGAGGUUCUGGAAGCAAGGCAACAACAGGAUUGUUCUUUUCUGGACAGUGCUCAUCUCUCUGACGUCGGUGGUGGUUCUGGUCAUCAGUACUGACUGGAUCAGCUGGGACAACCUGAACCGGGGCUUCCUGCCCAGCGACGAGGUCUCCAGGGCCUUUCUGGCCUCCUUCAUCCUGGUCUUCGACCUUCUCAUUGUCAUGCAGGACUGGGAGUUCCCUCACUUCAUGGGUGACCUGGAUAUGAAUCUACCAGGAAUGUCAACAACGCACGUCAAGGUCAAGCUUCCCGUCUGCACGAGUAUCUUUAAAGAGGAGUACCACAUUCAUAUCACAGGCAAGUGGUUCAACUACGGGAUCAUCUUCCUCGUGCUGAUUUUGGACCUGAACAUGUGGAAGAACCAGAUCUUCUACCAGCCCUACGAGUACGGUCAGUACGUCGGGCCCGGUGAGAAGAUCUUCACGGUGGAGGAGCCGGAAACCCUCCGCUUCUUCAACCGCAGCACCCUCACCUACGAGUGGCGCUGCACCAACAUCAACCCCGACAGCAACUUGUCCUAUGUGGAGCGGGACAUGUUCCUUCACAGCCGCUACGCCGGAGGCAGCCUCGACGUCAAGUGCCUGGCCUUCAUCCCGAGCCUGGCGGCGUUCCUCCUCUUCGGGUUCUUCGUUUGGUUGUUCGGGCGCUUUCAGGACAGCGAGACCUUCCCGGAAAACCAAGACAAGACGUACGAGAGGAUAAAGAGGAAGUCGCCGUCGGAGUACAGCAAGGAGAUGGGCGUGACGCCGGAGGAGGUGCACAUAACCAUGAGCGACAGUCUGAAGCGAGCGGGAACGCCCAUGCUGCUCUCGGUGGACGGGCCACACUUUGGAGCGACGCCCUCGACGCACUCGACCAUUUCCACGGAAACCCAAGAGACGCAUCCGAGCAUUGUGAUCGACAGCGCGGAGCAGGAGGAACCAGCCGUCUCUUUUGACGUCCAUAAGCUCUCUCCGUGACCUUAUGAACUCCUCAGACUGUGGACAGGCUGAAAAUGAGAGCUCCGGGAUCUUCAACCGUCGCUUUUUUUCUUCAGGAUUACGACCGAGUCGACCGUAAUUGUUCGUGAGAUUCAGGAGAAGGACGACGUAAACGUGACGCGAUUCGCGGUUGCAUUUGUUCGAUAUAUAUUUUUGUAAAACGACUCUUUUUAAAAGCCUCUGAAAACGGCACUAAUUCUUAUAACGGAACAUCUUUUAAAACCGAAUGCAAACUUUAAAUUGACGUGGUGCUCGCUCAGAUUUUUUGCAUUUUCAUAAUUCAAUUUUGUCACGAGAGAAACUAUUGCGGUGCCUAUAACAGAGGAGUAUUUCUACAGUCUUAACACUGCAGUCAAGUGGAUUUUAUUGUAUCACUGCUACACUAGUGCCUUGAUAUGUCAUUCAGUAUAUAUUACUAUAAGCAACACAAUGGAAGAUGUCCUAGUAACAGUCUACUAUAUUAAUGUCUUAUAUUUGCUUUCAUGUCACACAGACAAUUGUUACCUCACUUGAUCCUAAGACUUUAUCAUUUUUAAUUUAUUCUCGCGUGACGUUACUCUGACUCUCACUUCUUGUUGAAAUGACAUGAUAAUGAACAUCAAAGUACUUUGAUGACUUAUUCAUAGGCCAUCGCUUGAUAUUAGUUGCAGAGAUAAUAAAUGCAAUCAGCUCCGAUCAAAUAGCUAACCAAUAAGCCACUUAUGUGGCUGCUGCACCUGGACUGAAUACCAACAGAGUCAGAAAGGUGGUUUCGCCCUUGGUAUAAAUAUGCCAUUGAAGUGCAGGGGAGGCUUCUGCUCCAAAGCUCAGGGCUUCUUUAUGUCUAGAUAAACCUUAAAGGUUUUAGAAACAGGUUUGCAGUCAUGGUGAACGUAUGGAAAAAGUAUUUAUUUUGAAACAUAAUCCAAGUGUAAAAAAAAAUCCCUGAUGUUUAAACGCAACUGAAACCUGCAGCAUUUAUUGGCUGGCUUUGAAAGUGUUCACUGCCAAAGACUCUUUAAAAUGCAUACUUGUAUACAGUAUUUGGAGCUUGAGGUCCAAAACGGUAUGCUCUUUUGUUUUUGUUUUUUGAAGUGCAAAUACUAACUCAAUUAUUACAACAUUACUAACUGCUCUGCUUUGUACAAGUUUGGCACAUUUCAGUAGGUACUUUGCAUAGAAAUUGGACCAAUGAUACCAAAUAAUACAGUAUUUUGAAUAGAUAUAUUGCUGCAUUAUAUGUUAUGCAAAUAAAUUUAACAGAGAUAUAUUCAUGAACGACAGAGUGGAGUGUUCUUCCAUCACUCUGCAUUAUAAUGGACUAUAAUGUGCUAUAAUUUCCUGGAAAAUGACUUUUUCCCAAAAGAUUUAUCAAAAAACAACCACAUACUUUGCUCCAUAACAACCUACUUGUGAGUUUGUUCAACAUUAUAAUAACUAUAUGUAGCCUGGUGGGGGUGCCACCAGAAUAUUUACAGACUACUGCAGUCAAUUUUGUUGGCAUUUAUAUACUAAAGUAAAAUCAUAUUGAUUAAAAGAUCAACAUUUGCCAAUUAAUUAGUUUAUAUUCUGUCUUUAAAUUAUGUAAUCACAAAAUCUAUUUAAUAUGUAAUAUGUAUUCCAUAUACUUACAUGUCUGCCUAUCAUAAUGCUUCGUCUGCUGCAUUAACAUUUACAUUUUUCAUCUCAGAAUUGCAUUUUAAUUGAAUAUGUCUCUUUAGAGCUUCGCGAUGUGUAAAAACAUCUUGAAGUUGAAUCCAAAGCAGCAGACAGAGCUUUGAUUGGCCAGCUGCUGUCAUUGGCAGGAGGCGGGUCAAUCAGAGCUUCUGCUGCUGCUCUGGGUUGGUUUCCGUUUGAAUUUUAAGGUGGCACACUGCUAACAUGUUUUUAAAUAGUUUAUUAAUACAUCAUUUAAAUGUUCCUCUAAUUCAUUAAUGAAUAAUGUAUACAUUACAAAUGUUUUUUUAUGUAUUCAUUUAUUUUUUAAAUAUAAAGCUACACUCCGUACUCUUUACAGGGAUUCCCUGUGCGUGUCCGUGCGUGUCCAUGUGUGUGUGUGCGUGUCCGUGCGUGUGUGUGUGUGUGUGUGUGUGUGUGUAUGUGUGUGUGUGUGUACAACACAAUGUGGAAGCAGAGGUGUCUAUUUAUGUCUGUAAAGGAUGUUUUAUACUUAAUAGUGCAUGUUGAGUGUGUGAAUGUGUGCAUGUGUGCACUGGCGGCUGGCGAAGUGCGUAGAUGUACUACCACACUUGUUUUUGACAAAGGCCAUUCUGUGAAGAGGUCAAUUUAUUUAGCAUAAUUGGUUCUGUAAUUAUCCUUUUAUACAUUACAGCUCUACGAGGACUUUCGAUUUUAGUGUCUCACCAAAGGGCAGAACCUCUCUGGAUUUAAGGAGGGUCUAAUCUGUUUGUAAUGUAAUGUGUUUAGGUUAAAAGUGAGGGUUUCCUGUGUUGUUGUUCAUACUGUUUUUAUUGAAUCGCGUCGCAAAACUGACACUUCCUUCAGUUCCUGUGCGUUUGUGCUUAUUUUCCUUAAGGCGCAGGAAGUCUCCUUUCGAUGUUUGCUCAGUGUGCUGUGUGUCUG
Messenger RNA from Cyclopterus lumpus (lumpfish), 4146 nucleotides. It is a transcript of the gene tmem117, whose product is annotated as transmembrane protein 117. Lineage: Eukaryota; Metazoa; Chordata; Actinopteri; Perciformes; Cyclopteridae. The coding region runs from base 1 to 1563 and encodes 520 amino acids. The record is from RefSeq and is a predicted model, not a curated record. Gene Ontology annotation, biological process: intrinsic apoptotic signaling pathway in response to endoplasmic reticulum stress. The transcript is spliced from 7 exons.